GGGAGUCGUCCCGUUAGCGCCGGAUUCCCGCGGGUAGGGCGAGGCGGACGGCGCCUUGGGGAUCCCGGGGCCGCUUAGGGCCGCUCUUGACUCGGCGCGGCAACAUGGAUCGGAUGGCCAGCUCUAUGAAGCAGGUGCCUAACCCGCUGCCCAAGGUGCUGAGUCGGCGCGGGGUCGGCGCGGGACUGGAGGCUGCAGAGCGGGAGAGCUUCGAGCGGACUCAGACCGUCAGCAUCAAUAAGGCCAUUAAUACGCAGGAAGUGGCCGUGAAGGAAAAACACGCCAGAACGUGCAUCCUGGGCACCCACCAUGAGAAAGGGGCUCAGACCUUCUGGUCUGUCGUCAACCGGCUGCCUCUCUCCAGCAACGCCAUGCUCUGCUGGAAGUUCUGCCACGUCUUCCACAAACUCCUCCGCGAUGGACACCCGAACGUUCUGAAGGACUCCCUGAGAUACAAAAAUGAAUUGAGUGACAUGAGCAGGAUGUGGGGCCACCUGAGCGAAGGGUACGGACAGCUCUGCAGUAUCUACCUCAAACUGCUGAGAACGAAGAUGGAGUACCACACCAAAAAUCCCAGGUUCCCAGGCAACCUUCAGAUGAGUGACCGGCAGCUGGACGAGGCUGGGGAAAGUGACGUUAACAACUUCUUCCAGCUGACAGUGGAGAUGUUUGACUACCUGGAGUGUGAACUGAACCUCUUCCAAACUGUGUUCAACUCCUUGGACAUGUCCCGCUCUGUGUCAGUGACAACAGCCGGGCAGUGCCGCCUCGCCCCGUUGAUCCAGGUCAUCCUGGACUGCAGCCAUCUCUAUGACUACACUGUCAAGCUUCUCUUCAAACUCCACUCCUGUCUCCCAGCCGACACCCUGCAAGGCCACCGGGACCGCUUCAUGGAGCAGUUCACAAAGCUGAAGGAUCUGUUCCUCCGCUCCAGCAACCUACAGUACUUCAAGCGGCUCAUUCAGAUCCCCCAGCUGCCUGAGAACCCACCCAACUUCCUGCGAGCCUCAGCCCUGUCGGAACACAUCAGCCCUGUGGUGGUCAUCCCGGUGGAGGCCUCGUCCCCUGACAGCGAGCCGGUCUUGGAGAAGGAUGACCUCAUGGACAUGGAUGCCUCCCAGCAGAAUUUAUUUGAUAACAAGUUUGAUGACAUCUUUGGCAGCUCAUUCAGCAGCGAUCCCUUCAAUUUCAACAGUCAAAACGGUGUGAACAAGGAUGAAAAGGACCACCUGAUCGAGCGGCUGUACAGAGAGAUCAGCGGGCUGAGAGCCCAGCUGGAAAGCAUGAAGACCGAGAGCCAGCGGGCCAUGCUGCAGCUGAAGGGCCGCGUGAGUGAGCUGGAGGCCGAGCUGGCCGAGCAGCAGCACCUGGGCCGGCAGGCAGCCGAUGACUGCGAGUUCCUCAGGGCAGAGCUGGAUGAGCUCAAGAAGCAGCGGGAAGACACGGAGAAGGCACAGCGGAGCCUGACGGAGAUAGAGAGGAAGGCCCAGGCCAAUGAGCAGCGGUAUAGCAAGCUCAAGGAGAAGUACAGCGAGCUGGUUCAGAGCCAUGCUGACCUGCUGCGGAAGAAUGCAGAGGUGACCAAACAGGUCUCCAUGGCCAGGCAAGCCCAGGCGGAUUUGGAACGAGAGAAAAAAGAACUUACAGAUUCCUUUGAGCGCGUCAGUGACCAGGCCCAGCGGAAGACCCAGGAGCAGCAGGAAGUUCUAGAGAGCUUGAAGCAGGAGCUUGCCACCAGCAGGCAGGAGCUGCAGCUCCUCCACAGCAACCUGGAAACUUCUGCCCAGUCAGAAGCAAAAAGCACAGCGCAGAUCACCGAGCUGGAGAAGCAGCGGGACAGCUUGGUGAGCACCGCGGCGUGUCGCGAGGAGGAAUUGUCGGCCCUUCGAGAGCAGCUGGAGCACUCCCAGCUCAAGCUGGCCAGUGCACAGGAGUCUGUGUGCCAGGUCGCUAAGGACCAGCGGAAGGCGCUGCUGGUGCGGUCCAGGAAGGUUGUGGAGGGCAUGGUGCAGGAGGCACUGAGCCAGCUGGAGGAGCCCACACUCAUCAGCUGCGCGGGGUCCACAGAGCACCUUCUCUCCAAGGUCAAGUCUGUUUCCAGCUGCAUUGAGCAACUGGAAAAGAGUCGGAGCCAGUACCUGGCCUGCCCAGAAGAUAUAAGUGACCUUCUGCACUCUGUCACGCUGCUCGGCCACCUGACCAGUGACACCAUUGCUCACGGAAGCAGCACCAGCCUCAGGGCCCCGCCAGAGCCCGCGGACUCGCUGACUGAGGCCUGCAAGGAGUUCUGCAGGGAAACCCUCGCCUACCUGGCCUCGCUGGAGGAAGACGCCACCCUCAAGGAUGCUGACAGCACGGCCAUGAGGAGCUGCCUGAGCAAGAUCAAGGCCAUCGGCGAGGAGCUGCUGCCCAGAGGCCUGGACAUCAAGCAGGAGGAGCUGGGAGACCUCGUGGACAAGGAGAUGGCCGCCACUUCAGCCGCCAUUGAAGCUGCCACAGCCCGGAUCGAGGAAAUGCUCAGCAAAUCCAGAGCGGGGGACACAGGCGUCAAGUUGGAGGUGAACGAAAGGAUCCUUGGUUCCUGUACCAGCCUAAUGCAAGCCAUCCAGGUCCUGAUUGUGGCCUCAAAAGAUCUCCAGAGGGAGAUUGUGGAGAGCGGCAGGGGAACUGCAUCUCUUAAGGAAUUUUAUGCCAAGAACUCUCGGUGGACAGAAGGACUCAUCUCAGCCUCCAAAGCUGUGGGCUGGGGAGCCACCAUCAUGGUGGAUGCUGCUGACCUAGUGGUCCAAGGCAGAGGGAAAUUUGAGGAGCUGCUGGUGUGUUCACAUGAAAUCGCUGCUAGCACAGCCCAGCUUGUGGCUGCAUCCAAGGUGAAAGCUGAUAAGGACAGCCCCAACCUUGCCCGGCUGCAGCAGGCCUCUCGGGAAGUGAACCAGGCCACAGCAGGGGUGGUAGCCUCAACCAUUUCUGGCAAAUCACAGAUUGAGGAGACAGACAAUAUGGACUUCUCAAGCAUGACGUUGACCCAGAUCAAACGCCAAGAGAUGGACUCCCAGGUUAGGGUGCUGGAGCUGGAAAAUGAGCUGCAGAAGGAACGUCAGAAGCUGGGAGAGCUGAGGAAAAAGCACUACGAGCUCGCAGGCGUUGCCGAGGGCUGGGAAGAAGGAACAGAAGCAUCUCCACCUAUGCUGCAAGAAGUAGUACCUGAAAAAGAAUAGAGGAGAGCUAACGUGCCACACAUCAAUUCUUUUCCGUUUCAUCAUUUGCACAAACUUUCGAGCACCGAGGACUGGCGGCCUCCAAGCCAGGACGCUCCCAGAGUGCAGCCAGGACCGCAGGGGCAUCCGGGCUGAGAACAGCAAGGCAAUUCUCCCCUUCUUUUGGCAGUCCCAUGGAUUCUCACUGCUUCUUACGGUGGUCGUUUGAGUCUUUUGGUUUUAGAUUUUGGAAGUUUCGCUCACAUAGCCAACUCUUCCUGGCGCUCCGAGCCCCCAGGGCCCACACCGCACGGCCACGGUACUGCUCAGGCUUCGCCUGGUGCUCCAGCUCAGCCUCCUCACCGAGUGCGCCGCUGAGCAAGUGCUCCUCAGGGGCGGGCGACAGCUCUCCUCAGAAGGCCGAAGCAGAGCGAGUGCCUUUCCUUCCUCAUGCUGGGCACCAGCGGAACACCUCUGUCCAGCCUGUCCCAAGCCACAGGGCCCCCGAGUCAGAGGGUGCGCACAGCCCGUGGACUCCCGGGACAGCUCUCCUCCGAGUUCACACACCUUAGAGUUUGGGUGAACGGAGCUGGCAAGAGCAGCAGCACUGCUUCCCUGGGGUGAAUCGCCCUUGCCACAUCACAUGGCCACCUCCCUCAACCCAGGCAAGGCCCUAGGAGCGUACAAGAGGGGCUUCCAGCUCCUCCCCGCACCUGCCCUGGCAUCCUCUGGAACCCAAGGAAGAUAGUUCCAUGUGCUACCUAACUAACAGACCUGGCAGAGCAGGCCCUCAUGUUCCUGUCAGGAAAGAGCCCUGUGCUUGGUGUGUCCCCUUCGUAUUUAUUACUAACCCUUAAGCAGCAACGGCGACACAGAUGCUUGGAGCAAUCAGGACUGCAGGUGACUAUGACCAGCCUGGCACUGCUGCCUUCCAGUGUCAGUCGUCAGGGAUUCCAGAGAAGGCCAAGGUGCUGUCCCUGGGCAGUUGCAGGCUUGCAGGUUCCUCGGAGGAUUCGGGGCAGGUGAACAAGAAGCGGAGCCUCUGGCUCUGACUCGUUCCAGCCACGCUUGCUUGGCUCUUGCUCUCCUGCAGACAGGACAAAGACAGAGCCCGGCUGCCUGGAGACAGGGAGCCCAACAGCACUUUCCCACUCCCAGGUGGACCCCAACAUCAAGUGACCUUCUGAUCUUGGAAAAGCAGCGUCUUCCUUCUUUUAUCUGUAGCAGCUCACAGGUGGCAGGGAAGCCCUUCCUUGGACCUGGGCCCAUCGCAGUGUGGCUGAGUUUUGCUACGUGACAGGUUGUGAGACUUGUUUAAUCACUGUGAAUCAACUUCCUCCUCACCCUCCCAGUCCAUGCCUGUUGUAAGUGGGACACUUAACACACUGUCUCCCAGAAACAGAUUACCAUUUUUGGACAUGGGCCCUCCAUGCUGGGCUCGGGAGGGGUCCACCGUAGAAAUUGGCCCUGUCUCUCUGUGCCCAGCAUCUCUCCAUUCCAAGGUUUAGAUGGAGCUGUGUGUAGCAUCCCUGGCCCAUCUGUGCCACUUAAGCCAGUGAGUAUAUUGUCAGUGUGGGUCACCUUUUCCAAAAGCGGUACCUAGUCCUCACUUCUAGUCUAAACCACUCAGAUUCAUGGUGGUGGGAAAGGAGCAUACGGGAGCGUGGUAGGGUUCUCUUAACACUCCCUCUGAGAAGUCACAGUCAUUUUUAAGACUCUCUUGGGCUCAGUUUGAGGAAUAAAGCAGUCGGAAAGGCAGAGAGCACAGGCUAACUCCGUGUCACACAAGUGUCACUGUCAGAUGUAGUGUAAUUAUUCUACAGUAGCUCAGAUUGCAGACUGUUCCUCUCAAUUAUUCUACCUUGGCUCAUCUAGAAAUGAGUGUUAGGGUCAGGGUGAAAUGUCUUAAAUGAAUAUAGAAAUCACAUCUUAAAGCUUUUAAGUGAGUCACUGGGCCUCCUUAGUGACUGAGGUCUCAUGAGUGGGUUUAGAUGGGGCCUAAAGCCUAAGCUUAGGCUUAGGCGUAGGCCUAAGGCGAGAUGGCAACAAAAGCCUGGCUGAGGACUGAAGAGGUUCCAAUCCCGCUGCGUCUGGUAUUCGGUGAUACAGUGCUCUAACGCCUGCGGAGUAAGGACGCGCACAUAAUAAGGAAAAAAUAGAGGAAUAGACUUCCCUUGGUGGGAUUAUUUUGUAUCUAAGCACAGGGUUUAGACUCUAAUCUACAUUACUUGCCGAUUCUGUUGCCCACAGUGGGGUCCCCAGGAUGCCGCAUGACUCUGAGUCCUUAAUCCAGUGCCUGGAAGAACCACGCUGUCCAGAGCGUCCUGUCUUGGAAUUCUUUCAGCUACCAAGUCCGACACCAGGGUUUAGGCCAGGAAUCACAAGGACCUGUCAUUUCAGUCAGUGUAGCUUGCUUCGGCCUCUUGCCUCUUAGGAAGAGCUGGGUUUUUGGCUGGCACCUGGGAAGUACUCACUUCUUGGUCACCUCUGUAGUCUGGAGGGGUCUCCUGGCUUCAUUUCACCCUGGUCUUUAAUAGCUGGCAAGUGUCUUGCUACUUUCUAUGCCUUUCCAAAUCUCUAGAAACCCUUCCUGCCAAGGAAAGCCUUGCGCCCCAACAUCGGCCUUCUGGCUAGAGCGGCUUUGUCCUCUCUCUGCCAUCUUGGGUCCUCCAGCGACCGCACUGCCUGUAGCGCAGGAAACCACCACCGUGGAGCCUGCCAGCCAGCAACGCAGCAAAGCUGUUGAGUGCUCAGUUCUUCGUCUCCCAGGUCCAGACCACAUACAGGACCAGCAGCACCCGGUGGUGUCACUGCCUGCCGUGCCCAGGCACCAGGGCAACCAGACAGAACUGGUUAGAUGCUGGCGCACCCAGUUCCAGGAGUAGGUGUUCCCAGACGUGUUUCAGGUGACCCUCAACUACCUCAGGUUUGAAGGCUCUAAAUUAAGCUGAUUACCACGCACAGGGACAAACCGAGGGGGUUUGGUUAAAUCUAGGUGAUAACACAAAUGUCUCAAACCUAUAACAAACUCACACUUAGGUUUGCAGGGAUAGGGUCGGGUUGGUUUUUCUGUUUUUAACCUCUUCCCCCAAUUCUCCAUUAGAAUAGUCCCUCCAAAUAAAUCUCAUUUCUCACUGAGUGCCUGCCUUCCCAAGGGCAGGUAGCCACUGGCUUUUGUCUCCUUCCAACAAUACUUUUAUUACGGUAUUAAGACCUUUCUUUGUAUAAUACAUUGCAUCUGUGUUUUCAAUUUUUCAAAUAAAUAUUUCCGGCUGGCGCUGGGGGACAACA
Molecule: messenger RNA, 6488 nt
Organism: Chinchilla lanigera (long-tailed chinchilla)
Lineage: Eukaryota; Metazoa; Chordata; Mammalia; Rodentia; Chinchillidae
Gene: Hip1
Product: huntingtin interacting protein 1
Exons: 32
Coding region: 105-3218 (1037 amino acids)
Biological process (GO): actin filament organization; endocytosis; clathrin coat assembly
Cellular component (GO): clathrin-coated vesicle; extrinsic component of postsynaptic membrane; actin cortical patch
Molecular function (GO): phosphatidylinositol-3,5-bisphosphate binding; phosphatidylinositol-3,4-bisphosphate binding; clathrin light chain binding
Source: RefSeq, a predicted model, not a curated record